Molecule: messenger RNA, 5526 nt
Organism: Notechis scutatus (mainland tiger snake)
Lineage: Eukaryota; Metazoa; Chordata; Lepidosauria; Squamata; Elapidae
Gene: FITM2
Product: fat storage inducing transmembrane protein 2
Biological process (GO): lipid storage; phospholipid biosynthetic process; lipid droplet organization
Cellular component (GO): endoplasmic reticulum membrane
Molecular function (GO): coenzyme A diphosphatase activity
Source: RefSeq, a predicted model, not a curated record
GAGGUUCCGUGCCGGGUGGGUCACCGCUUUCUCCUUUGCUGUGGUCUUGCCGACUCCUCCGUCAUGGAGUCUGUGGACCGAGGCUCGCGUUUCUUGCUGCCUUACUUGACCCACUGUUCGGUGCGGCGAAUGAUGCCCUGGGCAUUGAUGAGCUUCAUGGUGAUCGGAUCCCUUGUUAAAGAAUUAAUGCCGCUGGCUGCUACUUACCUGAGUAACAAGCGCAACGUGCUCAAUGCCUAUUUUGUGAAAUUUGCCUGGGCCUGGACAUUCUCUCUGCUGUUGCCAUUCAUCUCUCUCACCAACUACAAUGUCCUCCAGAAUAUUUUGCCUGUACUAGUUCGCCUUUUCUCAUUGCUGGUUGGCACUAUCAUCUGGUAUAUAUGCACAAGUACAUUUUUGCUCAUUCAGGACUUCACAGGCAGUUGUUACAAAUCAUCAACUCUUGCUGUAGUGACUCAAGAACAUUCCAACCAACUACAGUGCCUACAAGCUGGUGGGAUCUGGCAAAGUUUUGAUAUCUCAGGACAUUCCUUCCUCCUUUCAUAUUGUAUUCUAAUGAUUCUAGAAGAAAUGGCUGUGAUGCCCAGUGUGAAAACUUUUCAGGGUUCUAGACUGCACAGAGUGGUGAACAGUUUGUUCUUAGCACUGGCUUGUUUGACUUUUAUCUGGUUUUUCAUGCUUCUUACUACUGCUGUAUAUUUCCAUGAUUUUUGGGACAAGAUUUUUGGCACUUUGGUGGGCCUCUGUGCUUGGUAUGGAACAUAUAGGUUUUGGUACCUGUCACCUUUAUCUCCUGGACUUCCUCCUCAAAGAACCCUUUAUUUCCCAAAGCCUAAUCGUAGGCUAUAAAAUCAGUUUGUUGACCAGAUUCUGUUUUAAAGAAUACUCAUUUUUAAUUAUCUAAAUUUAUUUCCCAGAGUCUAAUUGUGGGCCAUAAAAUCAAUUUGUGGAUCAGAAUCUGUUUUAAUGAAUAUUUUCAAUUAUUUAAAUUUUAAGACAACUAUUAAUAUGAAUAUUUAAAGUGAGUGGCAAAAGACCAAAUACUGUUUGUAUUAUGAGUUUGUGACAUAAUUCUUGAAAGUGGUUGCUAUAUUAAUAUCAGGACUUCGUUAAUCUUGGCUAAAUGGAAACUGUUGGCCAGAUUGGUACUAGAAUAACCUGAGAGGAAAAUACUUAUUUUAAAAACUACUUUUGACUAUGAAGAGGCAAAUUUAACAGAAAAAAAUUCACUUAGAUACAAAACUCAUGUGCAAGGACUCGAUAAAUGGACAUAUUUUUGUUAGAUAAAAUAGAUAAGAUAAAUUGGCCAAGAUCAUAUCUUAUUUGAGGAUUUGAUAAUUAACCAAAUGAUAGACACUUAAACAUUUUGUCUCAAAUUAUCUUGCUUGAAUAUGUAAAAAAAAGUUUUCUUUGAGUUUGAUUUAAAUCCAUAUAUUAAAACAAAAAUGGAUAGCCAGAUUAGUUUAUGCCAUAAGGAGAUUUUGGAUUUAAAACAACUGUCCCUGCCAUUCUAUUUAUUUCAACAGUCAACUUUGUACAGAUGACAUAGCUUGCAUCAUGCACCAUUUUUUCUAGAAUUUAUCUGGCUUAGAGUCUUUAGAAUAUCUUACGUCAUGUUUUUGGCAACAUGGCAUUCCUGAAUGCUUUAUAUCUGCAAUCAAACCUAUUCUGUUAGAGCAGGCUGUUACUUGCAGGAUUGCAGCUUUCACAUACUCUGCUCUUCCAGUUCUGAAUUAAAGAUGGCAGUUAGGAAAUCUAUAGCAAUGGUAUAAUUUAUUGUACAUGGGAGUUUUAUAGAAAAAACUAUAUUGGUUUUUACAGCCAUCUGUCACAACAGGAAAAAAAAUAUUUAAAAACUUGUUUAGGUUCAUUGGAUACUUUGAAUUUUCUUGCAUGGUACAACCUUAUAAUAUUAAUAUAUUUAUAUUAAUUGUGUUUUUUACAGUUUUGCACUUUGACUAAAGGUAUUACACUACAAGUGCAAUUAUUUUUAAUAUAAUUGAAAAAUAAUCCAGUUGUAAUGAAUAUUGCUGCUUUAUAUGUUAUAUUCAGCAUACUAUAUUUUAUGUGCUCCUACUAAACAUUUGAUAGUCAAGCUGCAUAGUUUGUAGAUACUAAGCUAAAGUGAGGAUCUUUUUUGUUUCAGAUAAAACUUCGUUUUUUAUUUUUAUUUUUGGUCUCCAAAGCCAUGAUAGACAUGUACUGAUACCACUGUAGGCAUUGGUUCUAAAAAUUGUUCUGUCUGUAUCUGGUUUUUGGGGUGGAUGUUUAGAUGGGAAGUAGGUAUGUUAGAAUUUUAUGGAGGCCUAGUACACUUAUCCUGUGUUUAUGUCUCCCAGAAAUAAAUGUUGCAUAAAUAAAUAUUACACAUAAAUAUCUUGGGAGUUUCUGGAGCUGUAAAAAUGUGAUUGCAUGUUGUCUAUUAUUUGCUUAUGUUUGUGCUAACUUUUCAGUUUUCUAAUUGUCUUGCUAAUUCAGUUUCAGAGCUUUCAGUUUGGAUGUGAUUGAUACACUAAAUGGUUUGAAAUCUUCAUGUUAAUUAUAUUACUCACAAACUGCCUGAGUUCAGGAGUUCUUAUUAACAGGCAUGCCAUUUUAAGUUCCUUCAAAUUGUAUCAUACCUCUAUAUAUACUAUAAGAUAGAUACUUGGAAAGUCAUCCAGUCAAAUUUGUGUGUGCUAGCUACUCAAAGAUGAACUUCUUUUGCCAUUUCCCUUUUAAAAUAAUGCCUUAGUGAACCAUAGCUUCAUAUUUAGGAUUGUUACUUGUCCCCCAUAAAGUUACAACAGCUUAUACUUCUGCCACAUUUAAACUUGUAUAUUGUGCAUGGCAAUUGGUUUGUAUAACACUAUUUCCAACAUAGGAGAAAAAGUUUUAUCUCAAACUCGGCUUUAUGCCUACUCAUAAAUAAAAAACGAGCAGCUAAGCCACAGUUCAUAUAUGUGUGUGUGACUAAUGAGUUGAAAAGAAUAGGCUCAUUGGCAAUGAAACUUGGAGUUUUAUGGAGGUGGAAAUUUGAGGUCAAUGGUAUAUAUCAGUGGAAUUGGAAGCAGACUUAAUUUACAUUACCAUUAUUGGUUUUAUUGUAAGCUCUUUUGGGAAUCUUCUAUGAAAAGAACUAUACAUUCAUCUAUGUAAGUUAGUUCCUCAGACCUUCAUGAACUGAGCUACAUGGGUAUAUGAAGAGCAGCCUUUAUGGCUGGCAACCCAUCUUUCAGUCAGAUUACAUUUAUGGCUCCUGUAAUUCUUUCAAAGUAUUUCAGUAUACAAAUUGGUUCCAUGUUAUUGUACUGAAGAAUUAGUGAAUUCUUAAGCAAUUCCUAAGUAUUAUAUGUUUCCGUUGGGUGAGAUUUUUCUCAGCAUACACAGACUUACAUAAAGUAUGUUUGCUGUAAUAUUUUUCAUAUUUCUUAAGCACUGAUUUUGUAUUGUUUAAAGAAGUGUUGAGAGAAGUAAAAUGAAAUGCAUAUAUUUUACAGAUAUGUACAUUUUGUUAGCUGGGUAUGAUGUAUCAGCAUUGUUAUUGUAUAGGCAAGCAUUCUAUAAAAAAUUCUUGUGACUCUAUGUAAUACAGAUUUUUUGUGUGUAAUAAUCAUUUGAUGAUAGUUUUGUUGCCCAUGAAUGAACAAAUCAAAUUCACCUUCACCACUGUCUCCAGUGGUUUUGGCUUCUUCUUUUUUAGCUAAACUACUUAUAUUGCCAGUUGUGUUACAGUAAUGCCCUAAUCUGAAGCAUAUUUUACUACAUCUUAUAAGGUAAAAAGCACUGAUUUUGCCAAAUAAUCAUUUUUCUCCCUUACCUCUAAUGCAAUUUGUGCCAUGAUGGUGUGUAGCAAUUGUAUCAAUAAAAUAGACAUUUGAUGUAUUUUGGUAACUAAUGGAGAACAGAUUAAUCUGUGCUUCCUGAAGAGAGCAAACAAUGUAAAACUCUGAGUAUCUCAUGACUACAGUGUCAAACUUCAUUUUAAGCUAUCUUUAAUGGCACAUGGUUAAUUUAUCUUCCAAAGCAUAAGUGAGAUUUUCUGUUGUGCAGAUUUGGCCAUGGAAAUCAGUUUCAGGUUUGCCAUUGAUAUUUCAAGAAUGUUAGCUCUAUCUUGGUUUCUGUUUUCAAAAACUUAAUAUCAGAACAAAUAAUUUUAAAUUAAUAAGAAUGAUAUCUUAGAAAUAUAUUGAGUUGAUUUCUAAUACAAACCCUGGAAAGAAUGUUGUAAACUUCAUCUGUCACACUUGAGCAAGAUCCUAAUUAUAGCACGUUGGAAAUACUUCUAUUUGGCAUUCUUCUAGAAGUGCAGGGAAAUCUCAUAAUAAUACUUGGUAAAAAGAUUGUGGGAAACCCAAAGUAGGAAAGUAUUACAGUUAACCCUUGAGAUAUGAUCAUAAUGGAGUUUGCACGUGUCCUGAGAAUUGUCACUUAAUGAUUCCCCAUCCCUGCUCUUCCCAAUGAAUCAAAUAAACAUGCAGGUUGUUAAGUGGAUCAUGGGAUGCCUAGGGUAGGGGAGUCUCUUGAAGGCCUAGCACAGGCCCACGCCCAUCUGCUCCAGCCCUCCCAAGGCUUUCCCACUUACCAAAAUACCUGUGCUCUGCUUCCUGCCCCUUGCAUCUCCACAGGUUUUUUCCCUAUUAAAAAAAAAUCCAGGAAAAUUUUACUUAUUUAUUGUAAAUAAUUUAUAUAGCUGCCUACUUGCUCACAACAACUUUCAAUAAAGCAUGCAUAGUAUGGGGCUGUACCUUCUGUUAUUAAAUGUUUAGUUGGAACUCGUAGUUAAAGGUUCUUUUGGUAUUAGAACAGGCAUCAUUGGAUACUUGGAAUAUACUUAUGCAUCUUUGUUUUAAAACUGAACAAAAAUACAGUCAGUGUCAAGUUGGUGAAUCACUUGGCAAGCGGGUCACCAUAUAAAUGCAAUUAAUUGUGCCUUCAACUGUCCUGUUCUAAUGCCAACUGAGGCAAACUAGUUCUUGAGAUGCAGCAGAAAUUUUCACAACUGGAUUUUAACUCCCAAGUAGGCCUUACUCAAAAGUAUGGCAGUCUGGAGUGAAAGAUGUUUAGUAGAUUAAAGGAUAAAAACAAAUUCAGUCAGACAGUAGUGAGCCAUUAGGUAACUAAGUCCAAAACUAGCAUUUUUUAAUUAAGCACACUUUGGGGAAGCUUAACUGUUUCAUAGUGAUUACCUAGCAUCUAUGUUUACAUUUUUACCUAACUGCAACUUAAGUGAAUCAAAUAAGCAUAUCUGAUGAGGAAUACUGAAGGUUCAUCAGUAUUUGAGCUACCCCAACUUCAUCCCUGCCAAAGCAAUACCACUUUCAUGGCUACAUUUUGCACAAACCUCAGUUGACACGGGUGAUUUAACCAGGAGGAUUCAAGAGGAUGGAUCGUGAUGGGCAAGCUACAGUUUGCCUCUGUGCUUUGAAAUGCUUCCUUUGUGCAUAAGAUUUAUGAAUUGGAAAUUUUUCCAAUCUUUAGUUGACUGGCAAUGUGAUAAAUAUAAGUAUGUUUUAAGGAGCAUCUCCAUAUUAAACCAGCUGUGAA